AUGUUCUCAGUUUUGGAAAAUCAAGGUUUGUCCCUCCCAUUAUCUGCCAUCAAAACUCUGGCGGAGACUAAUUAUGAAGAUUGGUAUGAGUCUCUCACUAUCAAUUUAACUAUCAUAAAUCUUGAUUUGGCGUUGAGGGUUGAGGCACUUGCUGCACUUAUUGAGAAAAGUUUCGCUGAAGAAAAGACCUACUACGAACGUUGGGGGCAUUCUAAUAGGACUUAUCUUAUGAUCAUGAAGUACACCAUUGACAAGUCUAUUAGGCAGAGUAUUACUUGUACUGAUAGUGUUAAGGAUUUUUUGGCUGCUGUUGGGGAUAAGUUUACUAAGUUCGACAAAGCAGAGAAGGGAACUUUCAUGAAAUUACUUACCACUACCACUUAUGAUGGUGUUAGUGGAGUUCGUGAGCAUAUUAUGAAGCUCACUCGUUUCUUCAACAAGUUGAGGCAAAUGAAGGUUGAGCUAGCAUACAGUUUUCUUGUGUGGCAAGUGUUGGAGUCAUUACCAUCUCUAUUUGAUGCCCUCAAGACCACCUACAAUGCUCAAAGAGAUUAA
Molecule: messenger RNA, 555 nt
Organism: Alnus glutinosa
Lineage: Eukaryota; Viridiplantae; Streptophyta; Magnoliopsida; Fagales; Betulaceae
Exons: 1
Coding region: 1-555 (184 amino acids)
Source: RefSeq, a predicted model, not a curated record